AUGCCUUUCCUCGGCAUCCUCGACGACACCAAGAUCCCCCAUGUCCCUGGCACGGUGAUACUCGAAGAAGACGCGGCGCACUCACAGGAUGUGACCGGCGGCCUCAAGCAUGGCACAGGAGGAAAUGCACACAUCGUCCUUGUCCCACAGCCUUCCAACGAUCCAAAUGAUCCCUUGAACUGGCCCUACACAAAGAAACUCACAGCGCUGGGCAUCACCUGCUGGGGCUCGGUGCUCUAUGCCGCGGUCGUAAGCGCCAUGCUGAACGCGGCCUUUUUCGAGAUGUCGAUUGAGAUCAACACGACCAUCUCCAAGCUCGUCUUGACUUCAGGCUAUCAGACGCUCGUGGUCGGCGUGACAGGGCCUUUGUUUUCCGCCCUGUCUCGAAAAUGGGGCACUCGACCCAUCUUCUUGCUGGCGUCAAUCUUCUGCUUGAUCGCCGAUAUCGUUGGGUCGUGCGUCACCACUUACGAGGGGGUGCUCGCCUCCCGGAUCCUUCAAGGCUUCGCGAUCGCCCCGUACGAGUCUCUGGUGUUCACCCUCGUCAGCGACAUGUUCUUCGUCCACGAGCGCGGUAUUUACGCCUCGGCCAUCAAUUUCAUCUUGGCUGGAAUUUCCAACCUGACAGGUGUGGUUGCGGGCCCGAUCGCAUCGAACAUUGGAUGGAAGUGGCUCUACUACCUUCUUGUGUUGUUCGGUGGCAUUCAGACGAUUCUCCAAUUCCUCUUCGUCCCGGAGACAAGCUAUGUCCGAGACCGCCGCUACGAGAUCGACGAGCUCAAGAACGACAACCUGCAAGAUCUCGCCGCGCUCGAGUACCAGGACCGACUGGACAUGGAGAAGCCAGGCACCGCCAACCACACCGAGGAAACAGGUGCGAGCGCGAACCCCGGUCCUGCGGAGGCCCACGUAUACCAGAAGAAGACAUUCGUGCAGGAGCUCGCCAUUUUCAGCGGCACCUACUCGAACGAGAACCUCCUCCAGCUCUUCCUGGCUCCGUUCGCCGUGAUUCUCAACGUCGCGGUGUCCUGGAUCCUGAUCAUCAACUCCAUGUUCGUCGUGCUCUACGUGGUCAUCGCCUUUGUGCUGGCCCAGCUGUUUGCCCCACCGCCCUACCUCCUCAGCCCGGCCAGUAUAGGAUACCUGUCGCUCGGCCCCUUCGUGGGCGGCAUCCUCGGCUCCAUCAUCAUGGGCGCGCUCUCCGACCGGUUCAUCAAGUGGUGCGCGCGCCGCAACAACGGCGUCUACGAGCCCGAAUACCGCCUGAUCCCCUGUCUGGUCGGCGUCUGCGCGGGCGUGGGACUCAUGCUGUUCGGGCACCUCGUCUCCGAAGGCGCGUCGCCGUACGCGUGCGCGACGGUGCACGGCCUCAUGCUCUUCGGCGUCAUGUUUGUGUGCAUCGGCACGUCGAACUACGCGCUCGACGCCUACCGCGGCAUGGCCAACGAGAUCUUCAUCGCCAGCAUGGCGGUCAAGAACCUCAUCCUGUUCGGGUUCAGCUAUUUCGUCAACAACUGGACCGCCGAGGUCGGGGCCCAGCAUGCCUUUUACGUGUGGGGCAGCGUGGCUUUUGGGCUCGUCGCGACAGUCCCCGUCAUGUAUGUCUUGGGGAAGAAGUACCGCAGUUACUGGGCGAGGAACAAUCUGCUGGAGAAGAUGCAUGUGCGGACGCAUGAAGAGUAG
Cladophialophora carrionii CBS 160.54 is the source of this 1683-nucleotide messenger RNA. RefSeq lists its product as uncharacterized. The transcript is spliced from 2 exons. Gene Ontology annotation, molecular function: transmembrane transporter activity. Gene Ontology annotation, biological process: transmembrane transport. The record is from RefSeq and is a predicted model, not a curated record. Bases 1 to 1683 code for a protein of 560 amino acids. NCBI's taxonomy places the organism in Eukaryota, Fungi, Ascomycota, Eurotiomycetes, Chaetothyriales, Herpotrichiellaceae.